AUGGUGAACUUUACGACAUACAGACGACAAGAAAAUGGUUUCAACAAGCGCACGUGUGUUAUUGGCAGGGACAGUUUUUGCUAUCAGCGCAAUUUUGACUUUGCGCUAUCUAAUGAAAAAGACAAGAAAAAAGACAGAAAAAUCUCCAGAGAAGAAUAAUGAGGAAGAUGAUACACUGAUACCUGUGUCUGACCAGCAUAAUGAUCACACACACAAAGAUAUUCAUAUUCAUGGUAAACGUAAACACCCAAACGAAGAUUUUAUCAACGUGGAUGUGCAAAGUCCUAAAAAACCUCAUGAAAUGCCAAAGAGUAAACCAAUUGCUAAGGACGACUCAGAAAAUUUGGAAUUCUUUAGAAAAGAACUUCAGAAAUUUCUAUCUGAUGGAGUUGAAAAUACUGACGAGAAUACAAAUCAAAAUGCAGAAAGUAAAGAUAAUACAUUAAAAGACAAAUCAGAAACUAUAAAAGAUGACAACACCAAGAAAGAAGUAAAACUUGAAGUUAACAAUGGUUUGGAGGGAAAUAAAGAGGUAUUUGCAGGGGAGAUAAUAGAACCUAAAAGGUCUCAGACUCUUUCAUCUACACCAAAGAUAGUAAUAUCUGAAAGUGAAUCAAAGAUACCUUAUCAAAAUGGAAGCACUGCAGAAGGAAAACAAACCAAGAGUGUAAAUGGAAAAUCCUGUGAGGUAAAAAAAGAAUGGGAUGAUGAUCCGAGUUAUACACGAUUCAGUGAAGAAGAGAUAACAGACGCAUUGCUUGUAUCUCAGACAUCUCCAGGGAUUCUGUCUGGUUAUAAUGCUGAGGUUCUGUCCUGCUUAUUAACCCAUCCUGAUCCUAAGUUACAGGAGACGGUCCUCAACGGAAUCAAUCGAUGUUCAACCUUUACCAGAAAUCAGAAUUUGUUCCGUGAACAUGGAUGCUUGUCCAGACUGAGUAAUUUACUCUAUCAACAAAAAAUGUCAAGGUCAGCCAACCCUAAAUUGGUGACUUCAGUAGCCAAUGCCAUUACAAACUUAUCAUCAAAUGAAGAAAAUCAUAAAAAAUUAGAGGACUGUGUAUCGACCCUCGUAGAUUUAACAUUGGAGGAUGAGACAGGAGAGAGUGUGUGUCUAUCAUCUCUAAAAGCUUUAACCAACCUUUCCGUUACCAGUCAACAUCAUGGUCAUUACACAAGAGUGGUACAAAGAUUGUAUGAUUUAGUGGACACUGGAGCUGCCAGCAUUAAACUCCAAGCAGCAAAAGUUUUAGUAAAUCUGUCUUGUAAUCCAGAACUAGUCCCACAUAUGUUAGCUGCAAAGGCUCCAGUUUGUCUGAUUGAACUGCUUAAGCAAGGAACAGAAGAAGAGUUAAUGUUAAGAUGGACAACUCUUCUCGCUAAUAUCUUAACAAAAGCCAAAGAACAAAAAGUAACUUCUGCUUCACUUCCAGCAGACGACAAAGCACCAAGUCCAGAGACAAUGUACACAGCUUUGUAUGGUGUUAGUUCAGGACAACUCAAAUCCAAAGUUUAUUUGUUGAGUCGACAUAAAAAUGAAAACAUCAGCCAUCAAGCUUCUAAAAUUUAUCAAGUUAUCACUAAAUAAGGAAUGUGUUGAAUGAAUUGUGUCAGUGAGUGUAAAAAGAAUGAAUUGUUGUGUGUCUUGUGCCAUGGAAAUUUGUUGUGUGAAUUUUUAUUGCAUAAUUUUUAACAAAUCUCAAUGUUUCAGUCUUAUACGGCUGUUCCAUCAUAUAAUCAUGUAAUAAUGCAUUGAAUUGGAAGGGCACUUCUUGAAAGAAAUAGGAACAAUAUAGAUUUAAAUUGUUUUAAUAUGAUUUUUAAAGCAUUCUUUGAGAAGAUGUAACUGCCAACCAAUUAAUUAUUUUAAGCAUAAAAUUGUUUAUAAAAAAAAAAUUUCACAGAGAUUAUGAAAAUGUGUAACAAUAAUGUUUUCCAACGAGAAUGUUAUUAAACAUUUUGAACAAAGAA
Molecule: messenger RNA, 1968 nt
Organism: Mytilus trossulus (common blue mussel)
Lineage: Eukaryota; Metazoa; Mollusca; Bivalvia; Mytilida; Mytilidae
Product: armadillo repeat-containing X-linked protein 4-like
Exons: 5
Coding region: 35-1585 (516 amino acids)
Cellular component (GO): mitochondrion
Molecular function (GO): protein binding
Source: RefSeq, a predicted model, not a curated record